GCACGCCUCCUGCUGCACGCUCGAUGAGGUACUCUUAGCCUAGUUUAACACCAAACGUACUGAGUCCUCUAACCCGACUACUGCAAGUCUAUCUCGCGGUUCUACUUGCUGGUACCUGCUGCAGGUCGCGUUGCCUGUUCUUGCUCCUGCUAGCUCUUAUACUUGUCUAAGAACAAUCUUCAGUGUCGCGCGCGUUCUCCCAGCUCUCGUGCGCUACCACUCGUGUCUUGUACCCGCGACUUGCUGAUGUCAAAUCCGCGAGUUCAGAUCCACGAGUUCCACUAUAAUAAAUAAAAAUCUAAAUAAAAAUAAGAGUUCCUGGCAAGUGGUUGAAGAGCUCGAACACGCUUCGCGAACUGUGACUGUGACUGUGCGCUUGACCGCGGUGGUCAACUGGCAAACAAUCUUUUAUCUGCUCGUGCGCAUCCAUCGGCUUACAGAUUACGCGAAUCCGUCGGACCGAUUUAUUUAAUGUGACAGGUGACAGUUGUCAUCAUUUUGUUCUUUUGUGGAUUUAAUUUUGUGGUAAAUUUAUUUUGACUUAAGUGUCUGAGUAUUAUGUUCCCUGUGGUAUUUUGUGACGUUUUGGUUUUUUUUUUAAUUAAUUAAAAAUUUUUUUUAAAUCAUGUGCUAAGUGCGGGAUUUAUUGGAUCUGUGCACUAGACGGUUGUACUGUUGAUAGAGACUUCAAUGCUUUAGUACCUUCUUAAUUCGUUUAUAUAUUUAGGAAAUUUAUCACUAUAAAUUAAAAUUUUUCGGUUCAUUUUGAACAAGAGAGGAUCAAAAUCACAAUCAGGCCAUCGCUGGAGGCCUGGGAACUACUUUUAGACCCAGAAACCACAAGUUUGGGAGGCUAUGAUCAGCAUGGAGUUACCGCCGCAUUCGACGCAGCACGGCGGACUUCAUCUAGGAGUCGGCGUGCCCGUCAAUCCAGGUGACAGUGCACUGGCUGCUAUGCACUCACACCAUCAAGAAUCUAUGGGGCUUCAGCAUCACGGCCAUGGGAACAACACUGGAGGUAUGAAUGAGGAGACUAAGAAAAAACAUGAUGGCCAUGGUAUGAACCAAGACGGUCACGGAGGUGUAAAUCAAUUGGGCGGUGUCUUUGUUAAUGGAAGACCUUUACCGGAUGUAGUGAGGCAAAGGAUUGUGGAACUUGCACACAGUGGUGUUAGACCGUGUGACAUUUCCAGACAACUCAGGGUAUCUCAUGGCUGUGUAUCCAAGAUACUGUCAAGGUAUUACGAAACGGGCAGCUUCAAGGCAGGUGUGAUAGGCGGCUCGAAACCAAAAGUCGCGACUCCACCGGUCGUUGACGCUAUUGCUAAUUAUAAGAGAGACAACCCUACGAUGUUCGCUUGGGAGAUCAGGGAUAGAUUGCUCGCAGAAGGCAUUUGCUCGCAAGACAAUGUGCCUUCUGUGUCUUCGAUAAAUCGAAUUGUGAGGAAUAAAGCUGCUGAGAAAGCUAAACAUGCGCAUCAACAGCAACAGGCACAACAACAAGGUCAACCGGGUUCAGGAGGUUCGGUAUCGGUAAUAGCACACGCUCCAGCAACUGCUGGUGGUCAUCCCGCAGCAACAGCUCCCAAUGCUUACAGUAUCAGCGGUAUACUUGGUAUUCCUGCACAUCAUCAGGAUCCUAAUGGCAAUAGUAUCAAAAGAAAACGUACUGAUGAUGAUGACAAUCGCGAUCACUUGAGUGAUCAUGCUGAAGAUGAUCUGAAGAGACAGAGGAAUAAUUACAAUGGAGAUCAAUUGUAUUCAAAUCUAUGGUCGAGUAAAUGGAACAUAAAGGACGAGCAGAACAAGCUACUGAACGAGCUCGGAGGUGCUGGUGGUACCGGAAACAGCGGGACGACGGGCAACGGGGCUAGUGGGGGAGCAAACGGUGGUGGCGGUGGCGCUGGCAAUAAUACCUCUGGUUACUAUGAGCACAGUGGAUUCCCCGGGAACGCUAUUGCCACCUCGGCAGAGCUGUACGACUCUUUAGGUAGCAUCAGUACCAUGACGCAAGCGCAAACACCCCACCUUUAUACCCCGCCCAUUGGGGGUACCAUAGGUGGUACAUUAACACCAUUGGCACCGCUCACAAUGCAAGAAUUAAAAUUAAGCCAAACAUUGGACGGCACCAAUAUGUCACCUUACCACACAACCGAAAGCAGUGCCGUUGCGGUAUCGUACGUGAAUGUAAGCGGUGGAGCCGGUGGUGAACACAGUCCACCAGUAUCUCUGCAAAACGACGGUAAUGUUACUCCGACAACUCCUAAUACCAAUGGAGGCGAUCCCGGAUUGACUGUCUUGCAAUCGCCUGUUUCGCAAGCCCAAGUUGCAUCCUCGAUACCUCCUUAUUCUACUAUGCUACCUAGUUUUGGACACUAUGCUACAGGUGGUGGAGAUUACGCAUAUAGUGCAGCAUAUUCACAAUACUCAAGUGCACCGUACACUGGUUAUGGUUAUGGAGCAGCUACAAGCGGGUUGCUCAAUUCAACAUACUACUACUGCAACGGGGAUACGCUGGCGUCAUCCCACAACAAUUCGCACCACCAGGGUUGCAACGGUAUCACAGACACCAACAGCGCGGACGUAGCGAGUCGCUCGCCUUUGGCAGCAACCAGAGCGAGUAGCGGCGCGAGCGCUGCAUCACCAACUGGCAGUGCCUGCACCAACAAACCGGAUCACGCUUCUACCCCUACGGAUUUGUACCUGGCUUGAUUCACUUAAUAACCAAGUGUUCGUUCUCCAUAUAAAAUUUUAUCAAAACAAUGAACUCUACUUAAAAAAAUUUUGAAGAACGGGCGCCAUAUCAUUUAACCAAUUGAAAUUAAUGACUGAUCUCUUGGGACACGAAUUUAAAACAAAUACUUAACAAUAAUAAUUAUAAAACAUAAUUUUUAGAAACGUGUCUCAAUAAAUACAGACGUCAUCGGAAAUCUAUAGAAACCACUAGGUAGUUUAAUUUAUAAUUUAAUUAUAAUUUUAAUUAAUUAUUUAUAUUAUUUUACCCAAGUAUUUAAAUUUUUAGUUGUCAUCUUAAGUAGUCAAAAAAAUACUACAGACUACAGAAAACAGACUACGGUAGUUGGAAUUCAUUUAAAUUAAAAUGCGUUUAGUAAAAGAUGUAAAGUCGUAACUGACUGUUUUAAUUUUUUUAAAUUUUAUUUAAUACUAGACAUAAAUUAUGAGAUUAAUGAAAAAAAAAAAUCAUUUAUCAACGUACUUAAGAAUAUUGGUAUAUAUAUUUAAAUAUAUGUAUAAAUAUUUUGUAGAAAACCAAAGACCAUGCAGUUUAAAGAUGAUUUUUUUCCGCGAUUCACGCGGCUUUUAAUUGACUUGAUAGUUUAUAGGUUUAAAUUAUUAAGUAUAAAUUGUAAAUACUGAAUUUUAAUGAUGAUUGUAACUGUAAUUUUAAUUGUAAUGAUAACAUUAAUUAAUCAUAUGUAAGUUAUAAAAAAAAGACAUGAAUUAACAGUGAGAUAGUGCGACUAUUAAAUGAAAUUAUUUAAGAUAAAAUAGUGUAUGGAGUCUAUAUAUGAGUAAUUUAAUUAUUUAAAUAAAGAAAAUGUAGGGUAAGAUGAAAUGCGGUCUUGCGGUAGUGUACAAAGUUAAGUUAGCUAACAGAUAAAUUAAAAUUUAAUGGGGAAACGAUAAGAUUUUAAAGUAUGUCUAUCGAAUAUUGUUUGAUCGUGACAUAAAAUCUGUUUUCGCAAAAUAGUAUCAAUUAUUUUAUGACUUUUUUGAGUUCAAAAGUCUUAUAUGAUGAUCAUAUAAGUCGAAUUUAUUUUUAAAAAUAUUUUGACUGAUUAACGAUCAUAUUCUAACCAUAUCUGAUAGAUAUGUGAUGGAAAAUUUCAUUAAAUUCAAUGUAUUGUUCAUAUAUGAUGCAUAUGUGAUGCGCAUUUAUGUCGCAAAGUAAUUUGAUUGGUUUUAAAUCGUAUUGAAACAAUAUCUGAUACUAUAUGAUGAAUUAAGGCAUAAAAUAUGACAACUGGAUUUUAUUAAUGCAUAUCUGAUUCUCAUUUACUUUAUAAAUAAUAUGAACUAAUUAAAAAUUACAUUUAAACAUUAUCUGAUGACACCGGCCCACAAAAAAAAAAGGUGGUCUGUACUUUUGACCGGACCUACCUAUCUUUAUGUAUUUUGACGCGCGGAAUCCGAAUUUGGUCAAUUUUGCUCGUACACCCUCAAAAUUUUGAGAAAAUUGCAAAAAACCAUAAAAAUCGCCAAAAAUUAGCAGUUCUGGUAAGAAAAAAAAUUAUGGAUCUAUAGACCAAGUAUGAUACAUAUGUAAUAUUUGUAUGUAAAUAACAUAAUACAUAUUUUGUUUUGAUUUAAAAAAUAAUUUUCAUCACAACACAUCAAUUUUUGGAAAUUUUCAGAUAUUUUUUGCUAUUUACUUAGAUUUUUAAAGAUAUAUAAGCCAAAUAGGAUCAAGAUUUAGAUUCAACGGAUCAAACUACAUAAAAAUCAUGGUUGAUCUAUUAAUCUAGCUCUAUAGAAUUUAUUUUAUCACAAUAACUGCAAUUUUUUGCUAUUUUCCGCAAUUUUCAGGAUUUUUUUUUGCAAUUGACUCAAAUUUUAAAAAGCUUAUGGCUGAAUAAACAUCAGAUUUGGAUUUAGCGAAUCCAAAUACAUAAAAAUCAUACUUGGUCUAUAGUUCCAUAAAUUUUUUUCUUACCAAAACUGCUAAUUUUAUAUGAUAGUAUAAGGCAUGAAAUAUGACAAUUAGAUUUUAUUAAUGCAUAUACGACAUUCAUUUACUUCGAAACAGAAUAUGGAUUAAUAAAAAAAUGAUAUUUAAACUAUAUCUGAUUCGUAUGACUUCAAAUAAAAUAUUGUAAGUUUUGAUCAUAUAUGUCGGAUAUAUGAUACGACUACUCUAUGGUUAAAUAUUGUCUUAGACUCAUUAUAGACAUAAAUGUACAAUAUCUACUUCAUAUAUCAUAAUAUAUCAUUUUUUAAUCAUAUGUGAAUCAGAUACAAUCCAUAUAUGACGUUGAUGAGAAUUCUUUACAAAACAAAACUAUCAAUUAUGAUUUAUAUAAGUAACAUAUAUUUCUAAACUAUUUAUACCGCAAUAUCAUAUGAAUCAGAUACAGAUCACAUAUGAGCAGAUUGACAAAAAUUUUCUACGAAACAAAAUUUAAUCAAGUAUUAUUUAUAUAUGUUACAUAUAUUUCUCAAAUAUUUAUAUCGCAAAUUCAUAUGAAUCAGAUAUAUAUCAUAUACGGUUUAAAAUCAGCCAAAGCCGUCAUAAAUCAAUUAAAAACCAGAUAUUAUCCAUAUGAUCAUCACAUAAGACUUUUUCAAUGGAAAACAAUGAAUAUAUCAACACAUUUUUCGAUUAAAAAAUUAAUUUUGUAAAUUUAAUCAAAUUUUUUUAAAAAUUAGUCAUAGGCAAGACGCGUUAUAAAAAUUCCGCCCUUAAUUUUGAAUUUUUUUGUCCAUUGGUAAUUUUUAAAUUUAAUAUCAAUUAUAAAGAAAAGUAAUAAAUUUUCUCAACGACGCGCUAUCAUCUCUGGUGGAAAUUUUUCGGAAUUUUCUCUCAAAAACUCAGUUCUAAAGUUCUAAAGAUUUUUUUCAGUUUUUCAGAGAAAAAUUCGAAAAAUUUCCACCAGGAAUGCGUGUAAUUGAAAAGUAAAAAAAAAAAUCGUAGACUCUAAUAAAUUCUAAAUACUAUAAAAAAAUUGCACACAAUAUCGUAGUCUGACAUAAGCGGCGGUAAGAGCGUGAGAUAAUACAAACAAACAAAUAAAUAAUUAAAUGAAUGAAAGUAAUUAAUUAUUAAAUAAUUAUAUAUAUUCAUCGAGGCUGAAUUUUAAAAAUAUUAUAAAUGUUUUAUUUGUUGUAAGUAAACAAACACUAUUAUAAUUUAUAAUUAUUAUUAUUAUUGUAAUGACUAUUAUUAAAAAGAAUAAUUGUUUUGGUGAUGGACUGUCGUUAAAAAAAAAAGUCUACGUUAUAAAGCGAGAUACAAAUUAAUUAUACAUUAAUACAAUAAUAUUAAUAACAUAUAUUAUUAUUAUUAUUUUAAAUUACUAUUAUUUUUAUCUACACAUAAUUUUUUUAGCACCAAUUAGAUAAUUGCGUCCAAAGUUUUAAUUACGAUUAUCAAUAUUAUAUUAAUUUACAAUUUAUACUUGUACUUAAUAUUAUUUUCGCAUUUUUUUUAUAUUGUUAUUUUAUUAAUAAUUAUCACGAUUCAUAUUAUAUAUUAUUAUUAUUAUUUUUAAUUUUAUGAUUAUUAAUAUCAUAGGAAUUAUUUAAUAACUUUUAUUAUUUAUUAAUUGUAAACAAUAUGUGUAAUAAGUUUUGCCAAAGAAUUACAACAGCAACAAAAAAAAUAAAUAAUAAUAAAGCAAUACUUAAAGAUUUUUUCCGAAACGAAUAUUUAAAAAAAUAAAAAUAAAAAAACAAUUUUUGUAAGAUGAGUUUUCGAGAAUUCCUUAAGUUAAUUAAAUUGUUUUGUUUUAAUUGAUAUAAAAAAAAAUUGUAAAUUAAAAGAUUUUUUUUUAAUAAUUGUCCAUGUGAUAUUUUUGUUUUGUGGGCCGCUCUUGCCAAGUCUCGCUGUUGAUACUUGCUGACAAAAAUGAAUAAUUUAAUAAAUCUGUAAAUCCUUUUUGAAUAAAUAUGAGGUUUAU
Microplitis mediator is the source of this 6638-nucleotide messenger RNA. It is a transcript of the gene sv, whose product is annotated as paired box protein Pax-5. Gene Ontology annotation, biological process: regulation of transcription by RNA polymerase II; anatomical structure development. The transcript has 12 exons. Lineage: Eukaryota; Metazoa; Arthropoda; Insecta; Hymenoptera; Braconidae. Bases 856 to 2712 code for a protein of 618 amino acids. The record is from RefSeq and is a predicted model, not a curated record. Gene Ontology annotation, molecular function: RNA polymerase II cis-regulatory region sequence-specific DNA binding; DNA-binding transcription factor activity, RNA polymerase II-specific.